Messenger RNA from Penicillium chermesinum, 1026 nucleotides. RefSeq names its product glycoside hydrolase family 16 protein. Gene Ontology annotation, molecular function: hydrolase activity, hydrolyzing O-glycosyl compounds. The record is from RefSeq and is a predicted model, not a curated record. Gene Ontology annotation, biological process: glucan catabolic process. The transcript is spliced from 4 exons. Lineage: Eukaryota; Fungi; Ascomycota; Eurotiomycetes; Eurotiales; Aspergillaceae. The coding region runs from base 1 to 1026 and encodes 341 amino acids.
AUGCUUGUCUCUUCUGAAAUUAUCCCUGCAUUAGGCCUGUUCUUGGGGCUCACCACAGCUACAUACACCUUACAGGAUGACUACGGCACCAAUCAGACGUUCUUCAGUAAAUUUGACUUCUUCACAAGCCCAGAUCCCACCCACGGUUACGUAGAAUACGUUGACCGCGCUACCGCUCAAAGCGCCGGUCUGAUCAGUGCAUCUAGUGGCUCUGUUUACCUCGGCGUCGACACAAGCAAUGUGGCGAGCUCCCCAGGUCGCCAAAGCGUCCGCCUUACCAGUAAAAAAGCCUACAACCAUGGACUGGUGAUUCUUGACUUGGAGCAUAUGCCAGGAAGCGUCUGUGGUAGCUGGCCUGCUUUCUGGAUGAUCGGCACAGUCCCACCCACUGCCGGCGAAAUUGAUAUUAUCGAGGGUAUCAGCGACUACACUACCAACGAGGUCACUCUGCACACUAAUGAGGAUGGCUGCUCGAUCCAAAACUCAGGCUUCAGUGGGAGUCUGGAUACCAGCGAAUGCUAUAUCUACACCAAAAGCGAUGGCAGUGGUGGUUGCGGCAUCAUCGACCCAAGCAAGCAGUCUUAUGGAGAUGGGUUCAACGCUGCCGGUGGUGGUGUCUUCGCGACAGAAUGGACCAGCGAUGGGGUCCACGUCUGGCGCUUCUCCAACUCGAGUAUUCCUGCCGACAUCAGCUCUGGCCGCCCCAAUCCGUCGACAUGGGGAACCCCGGUCGCUAGCUUCGCUGGGAACUGUGAUUUCGACGCCCAGUUCAAUAACCUUCACAUUGUCUUUGAUAUCACCUUUUGUGGUGACUGGGCUGGCUCGGAGUGGUCUAGUGAUUCCUGUACCUCCAAAGCCCCCACAUGUCAAGAUUUUGUGCAGAAUCACCCGAAGGCCUUCACCGAAUCUUACUGGAGGGUGAGAUCUCUUAAGGUGUACACCAACGACAGGAGCACCAAGCGAAGCGCCGGCACCAACACUAUACCCAAGGUACGCCGCCGCGGUGGGCACAAAUAUGGCAUGUAA